This is a messenger RNA of Hydractinia symbiolongicarpus, 1027 nucleotides long. RefSeq names its product selenoprotein Pa-like. The record is from RefSeq and is a predicted model, not a curated record. Gene Ontology annotation, cellular component: extracellular region. Gene Ontology annotation, molecular function: selenium binding. The transcript is spliced from 4 exons. Bases 153 to 878 code for a protein of 241 amino acids. NCBI's taxonomy places the organism in Eukaryota, Metazoa, Cnidaria, Hydrozoa, Anthoathecata, Hydractiniidae. Gene Ontology annotation, biological process: selenium compound metabolic process.
GUUUUGUGGUUGAAAGUUCAGACGAAAAAACAACAAAGUUUCAAGUCUAAUAUUAGCUAAUAUUAGCCUGUGGAUAUAUAUGAAACAAGAGGCUAACAAGAGCUGUUGGAGGGUAUAACACGUGGAGUUUUGUCUUCUUUGUUUCGACCAAAAUGAAUAAUUUCACAGUUUUCUCCAGCAUUUUUUUAUGCAUCUUUGUUUUCAUAAGUUUCAAGGCAGAUGCAGCAGAGAGAAGUCAAACGGAUGAAUAUCCCAGAGAUCAUCGCACAUAUCUUUACAAUUACAUGUAUAAAAAAUGGCCAAAGCUACGUGACCGAUGCAAAGUUAUACCAAAUUGGCAAUUUAACGGUACAAAUCCGAUUUUGGAGGAAGGUGAAAAAGGAUACACUGUGGUUUUAUUUUUAAUAAAAAGAACAUGCGAAUUUUGUUUAUCUCAGCUCGACUAUUUGAAUGACCUGGCUAAAUACUAUAGAGCAACCGAACGCAAAAUUUCAUUUGUUGCACUCAAUCAUAAAAAGCAACCCCUACCGCGAUCAAUAUACGAAGCUUAUCCCUACGUAAAAAUAUACGAGGAACCAGUCGAUCAGGAUAUAUUUAAACAACUCCGCGCAAGCUGGAAACAUAUACUGAUUUACGAUGCAUGCGGUAGGAAACAGUAUCAUUUUAAUUGGCCGUAUAGCUGGCUAGGAUAUCCAUUUGUAAGGUUUGCCAUGCUGAAUACAUUCCGGCAUCAUGUACGGCUCUGCGGAAAGUGCAAACCACGGGAUGUGCCUACAACCAAAUACAUGACAACAACAACAACAAUAACAACAACAACAAAACCAACCAUAAUUUCGUACAAGAUAAAGAAUAUUGACGGACCGUUCACCAACACAUGAGCUGAUUUUGCUAGACUUAACUUUGGUUGCAUUUGUUUUUUAAAAGAGAACUGGAAACUAAGUUGGCCAUGACAAAACUAAAAAUAAAUGGCAAAAAUAAUACAGUAUUUAUCUUUGUAAUGUUUGCAGCAGACGUAUUUAUAAAUUCU